Molecule: messenger RNA, 1578 nt
Organism: Myotis brandtii (Brandt's bat)
Lineage: Eukaryota; Metazoa; Chordata; Mammalia; Chiroptera; Vespertilionidae
Gene: CHGA
Product: chromogranin A
Exons: 9
Coding region: 1-1578 (525 amino acids)
Biological process (GO): negative regulation of insulin secretion; defense response to bacterium; negative regulation of catecholamine secretion
Cellular component (GO): chromaffin granule
Source: RefSeq, a predicted model, not a curated record
AUGGAGCUGGGGCUAGAGACCAGGUCUCCAGAUCCCCAGUCCCACCCUCUGCACCGUCCACAGCCCAAGGGCAGCCUCUGGGAGACACCCUCAUGGGGCAGCUGCCAGGGAAGGGAAACAAAAUCAGCCCCAGUGUCUCAUUUGGGUGGGGGCAGUUUUAAGGGGGAGCAAAGGGGUGACUGGGCCCCUGAGGAACCUGGCCAAGAAGGACUGGGCUCAGAACAGAGGAGUGACCCCAGCUCUCUCUCUUUCUUCCCAGUCACUGCCCUCCCUGUGAACAGCCCGAUGAAUAAAAGGGACACCGAGGUGAUGAAGUGCAUCGUGGAGGUCAUCUCUGACACGCUCUCCAAGCCCAGCCCCAUGCCUGUGAGCCAGGAGUGCUUUGAGACACUCCGAGGAGAUGAGCGGAUCCUCUCAAUCCUGCGACACCAGAACUUGCUGAAAGAGCUCCAAGACCUUGCUCUCCAAGGUGCCAAGGAGAGGGCACGUCAGCAGAAGAAACACGGCAGUUUUGAGGAUGAACUCUCAGAAGUUCUUGGGCAGCAGAACGACCAGGCUGCGCUGAAGGAAGGGACAGAGGAGACGUCCUCCAAGGAUGCAGAGAAAAGGGGGCAUUCUAAUGAGGUGGAGGAGGAUGGCGAAGACACGGACAGACCCGGGCCCCAGGCCUCCACGGAACUUGGGCAGGGGUCCAAGGACGAGGAGGACAACCAGGCCCCCGGGGAGGAGGAGGUCGCCAACACCCACCCCCCAGCCAGCCUCCCCAGCCAGCAACACCCAGAUCCCCAGGCUGAGGGGGCCAGCGAGGGCCCCUCCCAGGAUCUGGUGGACAGAGAGAAGGGCCAGGGUGCGGAGCCAGGGCAGCAGGCACGGAGAGAAGAGGAGGAUGAUGAUGAUGAGGAGGAGGAGGCCGGAGAGAAGGUUAUCUCUGAAGAGGAAGGCCCCACCGAAGCAUUUGACCCCCACCCAAGCCUUGGCUACAAGGAGGUCCGGAGGGCCGAGAGUUGGUCCAAGGAUGGAGCCGGAGAGACUGGGGCUGCGGAAGCUCAGUCCCCUGAGGGGCAGGGGCACCGGGAGCGGUCCCGGCCGGAGGAGGAGAUGGCCGGGGCCCCUCGGGGCCUCUUCCCGGGGAAGAGCAGGGUGCCGGAGCCGGAGGACGAGCGGCUCUCCAAGGAGUGGGAGGACGCCAAGCGAUGGAGCAAAAUGGACCAGCUGGCCCAGGAGCUGACGGCGGAGAAGCGGCUGGAGGGGGAGGACGAGGACGACCCGGACCGCUCCAUGAAGCUCUCCUUCCGCGCCCGGGGCUUGGCCUGGUACAGUGACAUCACGGUCCCCAUGGUACACAGAGGCCUCCGAGGCUCCGAGACAAAGCCAUAUGUCCAAGACCACCCGGCUCGCCACACCACCCGUCUGCUGGCGGCACGCUCCAGCAUGCCGGCCUGGGCCAGUCCCUGCAUAACCCUCGGCGUUCUCCCCCAGGACCAGGAGCUGGAGAGCCUGUCAGCCAUCGAGGCGGAGCUGGAGAAGGUGGCCCAGCAGCUGCAGGCGCUGGCAGACCCCCACGACUUCAAACGAUGA